GCAUCAUAGCUUUGCUAAUAUGGCUUCAAACCCAGAAACAUUGGAAUGGACCACUGGACUCUAUGAUUGUUGGCAAGAUCCCUCUCAUUGUUGCUUCACAUGGUUUUGUCCAUGCAUAACCUUUGGGCAGAUUGCAGAGAUCGUCGAUGGAGGGACAAUAUCAAAAACUGCAGCGUGCUGCAUUUACACGCAUGGGAUGUCAUGGCUAAAUGGUGCGAUUUACAGAUCGAAAUUGAGAAGACUCUUCUCACUGCCUGAGGAACCCUACUCUGAUUCAUUUAUUCAUUGUUGCUGCUGCGUUUGUUCCCUCACCCAAGAAUUCAGAGAACUCGUAAACCGUGGAAUUCAUCCUUCUCUUGGUUGGGAAGGUAACGUUGAGAAGUGGAAGAGGGAAGGUGUAGAACCUCCAAUUGUUCCCACCAUGUAUCGUUGAUGAGAACACUCACCAACCAAUUGUUAUCACUUCCUUCUGAAGUUGGAUUGUUGUGGGUUCUAUCUAUGACUUGAAAGUAUUUACAUGUGCUUUA
Vigna radiata var. radiata (mung bean) is the source of this 527-nucleotide messenger RNA. RefSeq names its product protein PLANT CADMIUM RESISTANCE 9-like. Lineage: Eukaryota; Viridiplantae; Streptophyta; Magnoliopsida; Fabales; Fabaceae. The record is from RefSeq and is a predicted model, not a curated record. The transcript has 4 exons. Bases 20 to 433 code for a protein of 137 amino acids.